AUGAAGUUUAUAUGCAUACUGCUUCUGAUCGGUGAGCAAACUUGCGCCCAUAUGUAUUUACUCUAAAUAUCGUUUCCUAUGAAUGCAUUCGACAAUAAUCUCACGCCAUUUUGCAAAUACCAAACAAAGAAGUCAUGCUGGCGAGGUUUUCUGAUUUCCUAAAUAAACCUGCGUAGCUCAGCGCUUAUUAGUCUCAACGCAAUAAAAAUCUGCUCAAUAUGGAGAGAAAACCUGGCAUAAUAGCGUGUGUUUAUGUCUUUUACAAUAUAUCAAACAAAUCUAACUGUGCAUGAAAUUUAUUUGACUAAAUCACCUUAUCUUUGCUUGGUUAUCCUUUGUGUAUGCCUGCCCGCCACACUUUAUGUUGUGCAUUACAAAUGGAUAAUGCCGCCUUUCAGGGAGCUGCUUUGCAGUUAAUUAUAAAGUUGGGGAUACAACGAGCUUUUACCGGUUUGAAUUCAGACCUCCGGUCAGUGAGGUACGUUUUCACUUUUAGUGCUGUAUCAAUUCAAUGACGGCUACCAAAUUGCGCAAAAGCUAAAUCACCAAUUCGAAAAAACUAUCGCCCGUAUUUAUUACGCCUGUUAUUUUGUGGCCUAAUUACUGAGACUCAAGUUUAAAAACCACUGUUUUAGGUUAUAAGCUCGUCUUCUGCAAUCAAACGUGAUAAUUGCAAGUCGCGGGAUUUCUGCUUCCAGACAUUUAACGGUAUGCUUUCGGAAAACAUGCAAACUUACAUAUACAUGAAUUGGUAGUUUUACAUUUCCCUUCUGUUUUUAGCAAAAAGAGGCGCUAUUGUACACGGAAAGAUCUCCGAAGCCGUAUCUGCAGUAACGUUCUACGUUCGUAACAGCAAAAACCCACAAGCCUUUGUCAUAACUGCAAAGGGCCUUCCCAAACAAGGUGGGUUGGAUUACAUUGUAUAAUGCUUACGUCAGCGAAAGGGGGUAGUUAAAUACCAAGGUUUUUCAUUGUCCCAUGCACUGGAGAAAUUUUCAACCCAUGAUAGGAGACAGGAGAGUUCUUUAUUUUAAUUAGUCCGAAGAUUACUGUGCAUCUCACUAAAACGUUCGGCAGUAUUUCAUCAACUAAAUUUCAGAUUUAAAAUGACUAACUGUGUAUUAAUCGUGUGCCCAUUAGCAUUUGUCAGCACUCACAUAACCAUCUCUAUGAUUGUUUGCACUCCGAUAUCACUGUUCUAAAAACAGUUAAAAUAUCAUUUCUUUCUAAAUUCCAAUAUCAAGUUUUAAAGUUUAGCUGUUGUUGCGAUAUACUAAAGUUACCAAAUUUGUCUGAUUUAUUGAGCAUUUUGCCUCGUUCUAUGAUUGCACUUUUUUAAAAUAUCCUUGUGUCAGAACCAGCACUCCCGAGUGGCGCGGUCGUUAUGAAAACUGUGGAGGUUGAACGCGGUUAUUCGUUUUCCUAUCUCAUUAUUUUUAAUAAUGACGUUCAGGUACGAUAAAAUUACUUAAAAUUGUACUUAUUUGUCCUUAUAAAAGAGCCGUCUUAUAUCAUAAAUCCUUCAAUUUCUUAAAAUUCUUAAGCAAAUCGAAGUCUCUGGAGGCGCCGAAUUGGCAAGAGAUAGCUACCAACCACCAUCUCUGGGUGUAUACAGCCCACUCUGUAUGUCUUUGUAAACGGCAUAACAGUUGCCACACUACCCUUUUUUACCUAAUGCGUUACAUUCAUAAUUGGCUUCAGUCAUAUAAUUAAAAAUUUACAUUAAGAAUAUAGAUAUAUAAAUAUUUGUUUCACUUAAGGUAAACAAAUUUGACGUUUCCAACUUUCCGACAGUUUUUAACUUCCCACAGACUUGACCAAUCCACGGCCUACCAACAUUAUGUUCAUCACCGGUUACAUCGAAAACAAGAAAAUGUCAUUCGCGGUAAAGUAUGCCGAUAAUACAAGCGAGGUAUUCAACUUCUUGCCCGAAUAUGAAUAUGGAGCAUUCUACCGUGGCUACUCUAUCUCUGGUUUCAACAGCGUGGGCCAUAUAAAACCCCUGUGGUGGGUUAUGCUCGCCGGUAUUGCCUUUCGGCUGGUUUACGUUUAACCGUGUAAAAAAUUAUCGUUUGCAACACAAUAUUUUGUUUGUAUGAGAAUACAUUUUUGAUUCGAAUAUUGCAUUUAUUCUGCCGAUUUACGGGGCACGUCUAGUUAUACCAGAACGCAAACUGGUCUGCGGAUGAUGUACCUGUAAUUUAUUCGUCUUCCUUGUGCGAAAUGUUCAAUGACCUACUGGAAACGCAGAUCUAGCAUUGACAACGCCAUAUCAUGGGGGCGAGCAACCUUGACUCCAGACCGAUAAUAAAGCAUACUAUGCCAGCAUACUGCCUCCUAGCCCCGUACAGCCCUGGAGGUAGCACGCAACGGGUAUAUGCCAAAUUCUGUUCAAGAGUCAGCAGGCAUCGUUAAAUGACGUCUUCACCGUAGCCUUGGUUCAUUGCCGGACUUAAAUGCGGGGCGCACGAUUGGAGACUUCCCUGAAUUACAGGCAACUAUGCACUAAUUCCGAGAAUGGGCUAUGUUCUGAACACGGGAAUAUAUGCCCCUGAAGUUAACUGUAAGUGUAUCUGUAGUUAGAUGGUUUUUCUCAUGUGCAAGACUUACACAAACCAAUAUUUCGACCAACACGGAUAACACUAGAUAAACUGCAUUGUGAUACUUCAAGUCCGCAUGUGGGUUUGUGAUGUGCAUUCGAACUCCGCCUUUUGCAGUUCCGUGAACUAGCAGCUUCAGAAAGGCUUGAUGCUGUUGAUGGGCAUGCCACUGAGAUUUAAUUGUAUUUGGUAACGGCAAAGUAUAUCGACAUUUUGACUGAUUUAAUCAAAGUAAGCGAUAAAAACAGGGCAAACUAUAAUGACCCCUACUUUAUUUUUAGUUAGUCAUGUACUAGUUUUGGCAGUCUGGUCUAUUGGCUUGACGUGGGACUAUUUGCCCAUUGAACGUUUUCUCGAGUGGACUUAGACAAGGUAACAGACAGACACAACUCCGAAGGCUGAUUAGUUUUCGGUCAGAGGGUAGGCCUGUGUGUGAUUUGAAUUUAGACGCUAUAUUUUGUUGGAGCGAGAAAGGCUGAGGCAACAGCUGUCACAAGCUCAAAUCUUCUCACGCCAUUCAAUCAGUAAUGACGUUUACUUUGGAAGUCUGCCGUGAACGCAAGUUGUUCGACGAAGCAGGUCAGAUCAACAAAUGAUUUGUCAGUAUCCACUUUUACUAGGUCUCUUCAAAGGGAAUUCGAUCAGUAAUGUGAAACUGCCAAACUGAUGCGUCCCCACUUUAGAUGCCAGGUAAAGUCAUGCUGUGUGGUCUCUUAGUUGAACAACAUAUCCAACUUGCCGAUAAAACAGCAAGAAAGUAUGUUGCGAAGGAUAACUCUCUCCUUUAACAUCAAGUCUCCUCACUGCUCGUGUCGCAUCGAACAACUAUUCGCUGCUGAGGGAGGAACAAAGGGUUCAAAGGAAAUUCAAAACCGUCACUGCAAUAUUUGGAGUUCUAGUCAAAUGUUGUCCUCGACAAAGCCCUCAUAGUCUUAACAAUCACGUGCCGUUUAAGUCGGUGACGCGCCAGUCUAAAGUCACAACUGGCAAACGAAACUCCGGUGCAGCUAAAGACGGAUUAGAUCAUUGUCAUCAAAGACUGGUGUGCGGCAAAGCCCGCAAAAGAAUCUGGAUGCAAAAGGGCCUUGCCAACCAGAGAGGAAUAUCCUCACUGCUCAUCUCAGUGACGCGCCAGUCUAAAGUCACUACGGGCGAAGGCAAACGGAAUUCCGGCCCGACUGUUGCACUUUACUCUGUGCCUGACAUUAACUUAUGCUAAGACUUUGAUCCCAAACCUAAUGCCUAAAUUAAUUUCAAUAUAUAUUCAUAAAAUUUUCCUGAGUUAUACGCACGGAAGUAUUUUAUAAAGACCACAUGUAAAUUACCAAUCAUUUAGCUACCAUUAAAUCUGCUAGAACUUAAAUUUUCAUAUACACAGACGGUCAAUUUUUGAAUAGCCAGUACAUUCGCGCAAUGGCAUUGCUUACUCAAAAAACGCAAAUGACAUGCUGAAACCCCCUUAAGCAGAAAUAUAAAGCAUUUGAGCAGGGGAGGAUAUCAUGUUUGAAAACGCGAUGAAUCCUAAAUGAGCAUAUUUCUGCUGCUGCGAAAGAUCUGUCCGCUAUUUCUCCUGAUAUUUAACUGUGAUAAUGCUUUCUGGAGGUCAGAGGAAUUCUCCACAAAAGUCUAAUCAAAGCGCCCACAGUAUCUUGUCAUUCCCAAAACACAUGUUCUCUGAUUCCGCCCAUACGAGUGCAUACGUUUGUCUGCACCCUCCUCCGCCUCCGGUUUUCUUUACUUUGCCUUGAGACCGGCGUAGAUGUUGGGUGAGAGAGAGAGAGAGUGCGAUAGAUUCUGUGCAAGUCUAAUUCACGUAUAAGUCACCGUGGCUGUUGCACCUUGCUCUGUGAAGCACGGUGGACAUCGUCGGAAUCGACAGUCGAGCAGUCGCAUAGGUUCGUCAACAGGAGGAUAUAGGAUAAUGUUAAAUGUGCCCCUAAAAUGGGCCUCGUGUUAAAUACGCUAGACGAGCAAACGGGCUAGAUUAGAGUCCGACAGGGGUUGCUGGAAGUACGCACUUGUAACAAAGGCCAACACUGGGUUCCCAGUUAUCCCCCACAACCUUGGCGGGUAAAUUCCCCAUGAGUGUCCGUUGAGGACCAGGGCGUGUGGUGGCACGCCUAGGUGCGGGUUCAUUCGCCAUGACAGCCACCUAUGUUCUCUCCCGUUUCCCCCCCCCCUCCCACAUUCUUGGCUCUUUUCUGAAGGCACAUUGUGCUGAAAGAGAAGGAGAGAGUGGUUUGGAGGAAGAGUAAGUCCACUCUCACUACAAAAGAAGUGACGGGCAAGUUAGUGUCUCUGCUGUCGCCCUGCGGUGGAGUACACGGUGGCCAUCAUCAAAAACGGGGGCUGAACUCUGCCAACUUUUUCAGACAAUCGAGAUGAAUCAGUUCGCGCCAGUUGGCUCCACAACUGGAAAAAACCACAACACGCCGAUUCGCCUUCGUGGAUAACAAAAGCCUCCAAUAAGCGACACCUGCUGCAUAGACAGUCUGAUAUGACACACAUGCUUACGUCGCCUGAUUUAUGAUGUAUGGCGGCGUCGCUUCUAUCUAGUUUAACCUCUGAUCUUGUCUGUGGGUCAUGCGGCAGAGUUAAAAGUUGUAAAAAAGUGCAAAUCACUUACAGCCUUUUUGCAAGAAGGACGUAGAGGGAAACACAGGUCCAGUGGAGCGAGCUGCCUAUGUAUUAUAUGUGGUAUGUGUCCUAUGACACAGCGUUCGUUGUCGCCAUUGAAAACCUGGCGGGCGGACUGAAAAGGAUCAAGUGAGAUCUUAACCACAACAGUGAGAGUCAAACGCCCACUUGAUCUGCAUACAAAAUUGUGAUAUUAGCAUAGAAACGUCGGGAACUAUUCCAUUAUUUCCUGUUUAGCUCUGAGCAAAGGGUGCAACAGUCACUGCGAUUAGUAUGUCUGCUGUUCUAUCGAAUGAUACCAAUAAUAUCAGUGGUAGCAAGUCUUUGUCAAUAAUUGCAGGCAUUGACUAAGUGAUACGUAGUUGUGCAGCAAACAGAUUUAACCAUCCUCAGUCGUUGACCUUUAAAUUACCUGAAUUCGCUAAUGGAGAUUAAUGUCGUGCUGAACCCGAAGUUGUUUUGUGUGUCCAAAGUGCGAAUGUGCUUUGCAGAAGUUGAUCAUAACGCUGAACUAUUGUCCUCUGAUCCUCCACUACGUUUAUUAAUUUUAACUCGCGAGUAGAUCCUUUUAGUUUAACUAGCUUUUCAUUGGCAAGACUUAGUGGCGUUAUCUGUCGACUCUCCUUUCGGCAACAAUGAGUACAGUGAAGAGCCAAGUUUCAAUGAUAUUAGAUUUUUCGCAGAUUUGUAAAAACUUAAUGGUAAUCGUUUUUCGCGAACCUAUAUCUAAAGCAGCGGGUAUUGUCAGACGUCGCGUGAUUCAAGACUUUUUAAUUUCCGUGUAAACCCUUUUCCCAUGGGUUAAAUUGCACGUCACCCGAAGGUUUUCGAGGAACAGCAUACAUAUUCGAAAUACGCCGGCGCCUGCCCUGUUGAAAAGUCAUUGAGACCGGACGUUAUUUUUGCGAUAUUUGGAGACGUGUCAAGUCUCCACAUGUCUUCAUCGCCAUAAGGAAAUAUUCGUAUAAAAUUAUAAUUAUUAUUAUUAACUUAGUCGUCGCUGUGAACAGGGCAAUUUUUGAUUUUAUGCAGUCGUGCAGUCUACGUCGGUAGUCGAAUCAGUUUCUCAACGAACGACGCCUGUAUACUGUAAUUUCGGAUAAUCCCAUGUAGGCAAUUAUAUGGAUUGAUUAUUCAUACAAGAUUUUUAUGCGUACGUUGGCUUCCAAAUCACAGACGUCACCGUUUUAUCUCAUAGCAAUAACAGUUUUCACGAAUGGAGAUGAAGGUCAGAAUUCCAUUAGUAUGGAUGAUAGAUAUAGAAGAGGACCGUUCGAGUGCCGGAGAAUUCAGCUUAUUUUUUUCCAGAUUUCAAACUCACAGAUCACUAUCGCUGGUCAAGAUGUGGCUUUCCAGGACUCUGCAUGUCGUCGCCAGACCGAUGCGUUUACUGGCUGAGAUCCUGCCCGAGCCACAAGUUCCUGUGAAUUUUCGGUUUCUCUUGCAUCUGACGUAGUCAGUUAUCCUGGUGGAAGAGAAUUCUACCUACGUGUGCACACUCACUUUUAACGAUUUGUCACUCCAUCGCAUAGCCAACUUGUAUUUUAUGUAUGUGUGUAACACCAGCUGGGUAAUUAAAGGAACAAUUUUGGCACGGAAUACGAUAAGCUGCACACAAAUGUUCCCUGGGAUUCGAUCGUUCCUGGCUUUCCAUUAUCCUGUUGCGCAUGGCUCGAUGUGAAGUGCUACCUCCAACUCCAUUAGCAAUGCCCCUCGUCGCUGCUAAACCGUCCUUCGUGCACGACAGAACAUGUCAUAGUAAAAACGUCGUCUCUUUGUGUGACCUUGAGCGACAGACACGCAGGCACCGGCUUAUACACUCACUCGGUUAUCCGCUCCAAUCAAACUGGUCCCACAGAUAUCGAGCUUCAAGUACGUUUUCUUUCAGGUUGCUACAAUGAGUUGGGACAGUGUGGAAGAUUGUUCUCAAAAUGGGCCAGCUAUGAACUCCUGAACAGUUUUUGUGAAAAAUGAGAAGCUGUUUGAUGUGCGAUGGCUUUUUGCAAACUGUUGACCCGAUUUUGCCGUUGAGAAUCCACAUGACGAGCACAUCAUUUAUGAACAUGUAUUGCACCCCUCCGUUUUUCGCCUCGAAGCGUAUGACCUGCGUAGAUUAUGGACAUCCUGCAACGCGUAUUUCCUGGCGAUAACAAACGUGUCGUCAGUACAUGGGGUAAAAAGUAUCGGUUGCUUAUGGAUAAAAGCAUUUUUUUCCUAGCUCUUGCAGAACUAAUUUCGUUACUAAUCUAGAAACUGUAUAACGAGUUUUACAUUAUGCUGGCGUUCUCAGCUAUUAAAGUAGCAAAAUUCGUUUUCUAGAAUUCUUGAUUUAGGAGAACGCGGGUUUAUACGGCGGUGUGCGAGCUUUUGCCGUGACAGCAAAUAUGUCAAUGGAAAUUGUUCUUCGUCCACGCAAGUCGUUUUGACCUUUUUUUAGCUUCGAACAGCACUAUGGGAUUGUUUAUCCUCUGCAAAAUUAUCCAUUUCUAAUUAAAUUGUCCAGCACCACAAUAUUCUUUUGGUAACUUAAGUAGAAUACGCCUUCUCCUGUCCGCUGAUCACAGGCACGCAGAGUUUACGCUCAUUAAACAUGAAUAUUAUUGCUACUUUGUUACUCAACUAUCGAACUCUCUGUAUUUAAAUGUGCCUAUCGCGUGUUAAAUAUUUACAUACCAUACAGGGGUAGACAAUUCGGAAGGAAUUAGUUGUGCAACUUACCGUAUAUUAUUGUGUUGUUAAUUGAAUUGCGAAUGUGUACGCAUUAGCAUUCUCCUUUCAAUUCAAGACCACUAUGGUUACUGUACCUUCAAAAACGUUAAAGCAAUGACACAUGCAAUUAACGAGUAGGAACCCUUGGUCGGCACUAAAUAACUCUAACUACCGAUUUGCCGAGACCUUCGGCAGGGCAUGGGAAUGGGAAUCCCGAGCUGGUGGCUGUACGCCAAAUUCCGAUGUAUUCAUAGUUAGGGCUACGGUUGCAUUUAGGCUGAGGAGUAUAUUUGAAUGUAGAAUUAGAGGCAAGGCAGUAGAUCAGACUGGAGAUCAGUGUAUAUCAGGGGAAUAGAUUAUUUAUUUGCGGCACCAACCGACCGCAGCCUUAACUUACUGCAAACGUGGUAGCGCGUAAGGUUCAGCACUUCACACACCCUGCUUAACGUCGAAGACAUUCAGACCGCCCGUCCGACAAUCACGUUAAUAAUAAUGUAACAAUGGCACAUCAGACAGCUGCGAAGGGACAUAUAUUAAUAUAAAGGCAGUCAGCAGGAUCUUUAAAACGUCUUUGUUUUUGGACACAAAGGAAAGUGAUCAUGCCACUUGGCUAUGCAAUUGCUUGUUUCCCAUAGAUUUCGGUAGAGGCGUUAGCAAUGAUGGCCGUCGACUUCAUUUAAUUAAUUAUUGGCCAACAUUACAUUUUAGGCUAAGCAUUCGAUAAACCAUUUUCAGACAUUAAAACAUGCCUCGUAAAAGAAGUGUGGUUAAAUAUUAUAUUAUAUGAUAAGCGUCUAUUUCUAUAAUAAUAUUGUCCUCAAUUUUUUAUAACCCGCAGGAAAACCCCGCAAACACAGAGUACACGCCAAAUUAAGAUAA
Messenger RNA from Spirometra erinaceieuropaei, 8825 nucleotides. The record is from the annotation of a GenBank genome assembly. Lineage: Eukaryota; Metazoa; Platyhelminthes; Cestoda; Diphyllobothriidea; Diphyllobothriidae.